Messenger RNA from Pseudoliparis swirei, 1343 nucleotides. It is a transcript of the gene abhd12, whose product is annotated as abhydrolase domain containing 12, lysophospholipase. The transcript has 14 exons. Gene Ontology annotation, biological process: phosphatidylserine catabolic process; monoacylglycerol catabolic process. Gene Ontology annotation, molecular function: monoacylglycerol lipase activity; phosphatidylcholine lysophospholipase A1 activity. Gene Ontology annotation, cellular component: endoplasmic reticulum membrane. Bases 96 to 1256 code for a protein of 386 amino acids. Lineage: Eukaryota; Metazoa; Chordata; Actinopteri; Perciformes; Liparidae. The record is from RefSeq and is a predicted model, not a curated record.
AAACUUCAAACCUCCGCGAAACGAACCGGUUUAACUCCCCGCUUAACGUCCCGGUACCGAUGCUGUGAAGCCACUUGAUCCACGGACGGACCGUGAUGAGAAAGCGGAACAACUGUGAGGACAGCGACCCGGACCUGAAGCAGCGGCGCGACCGGGGAGCAGCGGGGCCGGCAGCGGGCAACCGGCAGGGCCCGGGACCAGGGGGGGGCAUGGGGAAACCCUUCAGGAGGUUGGGUCUGCUGAGGAAGAUGAAGAAGAUGAUGCUGUGGCUGCUGGUCGUCUACGUCUUCAUUCCCUUCAUCGUCAAGCUCUGCCCCUCCAUCCAGGCCAAACUCGUCUUCCUCAACUUCGUGAAGAUGCCGUACUUCAUUGACCUGAAGAGACCUCUGGAUCGGGGACUGAACCACACGCGCAACCUGUACCUGGAGCCGGAGGCGGGGCUUAAGAUCGGAGUGUGGCACACAACCCCAGCUCUUAUGUGGAGAGCAGCUGAGGGGAAACAGGGCGACUGGUAUGACUCCAGCUUUAGCUCCUCCCACCCUGUCAUCCUCUAUCUCCAUGGAAACGCAGGGACCAGAGGAGGAGACCACCGUGUUCAGCUGUACAAGGUCCUCAGUUCUUCUGGUUACCACGUCGUCACCUUCGAUUACAGAGGGUGGGGGGACUCAGGCGGCGCCCCCUCAGAAGGGGGGAUGACCUCAGACUCUCUCUUCGUCUAUGAUUGGCUGAAACAGCGUCUGGACCACAAAACACGGCUUUACGUCUGGGGACACUCGCUGGGAACAGGAGUUGCCACAAACCUGGUGAGAAGGCUGAGUGACCGAGGAAGUCCUCCUGACGCUCUGGUGCUCGAGUCUCCCUUCACCAACAUCCGGGAGGAGGCCCGGAGCCACCCCUUCUCCAGGGUGUACCGAUACCUGCCCGGCUUUGAUUGGUUCUUCCUGGACUCCAUCACAGCCAACAACAUCCGCUUCGCCAGCGACGAAAAUGUGAACCACAUCUCCUGCCCCGUGUUGAUCCUCCACGCUGAGGACGACGCUGUGGUUCCUUUCCAUCUGGGCAAACAGCUCUACCACGAGGCGUCUCAGUCUAAGAGCCUCAGUGGCCACAAGGUCCAGUUCGUCCCGUUCUCAUCGGCUCUGGCCUACGAUCACAAGUUCAUCUACAUGAGCCCCGAGCUGCCCGGCAUCCUCAGUGAUUUCUUCAGCUCGACAGCAGACGGACGAUCUCACCUGAAGACGCUCGACAGACCAUAACGGAGGAGGAGGAGGAGGGACUUUCCUUUUUAAAUAUUUAAAUCUUCUGGUUGUUUAUCUGUUAUGAAUUAAAGAUUUCUGGUUUUA